AUUAAAAAAAAAAAUCGGUGGUUGUCUCGUAAAUGAAACAAUUAUAUCCAAGUUAAAAAUCUUAAGAAAAGGGUCGUUUUCAAUUAUCAUUGGAUUUUUCUGUUAGAUUCAGGUAAACCGUCACUUUGAAAACUUCCAUUGGCUACUCCCUUCCUCUCUUCCCCCCACCCUCUAUCUCUCUCUACAUAAAGCCGUGGGUUCCCGUCAUUCAUUUCUCAUCAGUGGCACAAUACACUCUCUUGGUUAUAGCAUCGGGAUAUAGGAUCUGGGGAUUUAGAAAACUAUUUCUCAAGUGAAAAAAGCACACGUUUUUAAUCAAAAUCUGUUGAGAAUCUGUUUCUUUUGUGGAUUUUUUAGGUCAAGAUCACUAUUCACAAUAUAUUUGGUCUGGGUUCUCGGUUCUCUGUUCUCGAUCGAUUGAUUGGAAGAUAGUUUAUUUUCGGUAUUCUCUGCUGAAAAUUUUCGUUAAGAGAGGCUUCACAGAGAGGAUUACUUGGAUCUUUUCGAGAGUUUGGAGUUAGUAUGAAAAUUUGAGGUGGGGUUUUGGUAAAUUCAUUUAUCAAUGGCAAGAGAAGAUUUUAUUGAACUCAAAUUCAGGCUGGCAGAUGGUACUGAUAUUGGGCCAAGCAAAUAUAGUCCCGCGACAACAGUGGCAACUCUCAAAGAAAAGAUAAUUGCACAGUGGCCAAAAGAUAAAGAAAAUGGUCCAAAUACUUUAAAUGAUGUGAAACUCAUAAAUGCUGGAAAGAUACUGGAAAACAACAGGACACUUGCUGAAUCCAGACUUCCAGUCAGUGAACUUCCAGGAGGUGUCAUCACCAUGCAUGUUGUUCUGCGUCCUCCCAUGCCAGACAAAAACAGUGACAAGCUGCAGAAAGAUUCUACUAAAAAGACAGGGUGCUCAUGCUCAUUCUUGUAGUUGCAAUUGACCAAAAUUGCUGACGCUUCUUAUUCUGGGGUUGUUUCCUUUUCAAGCAUAUCAGUAGAUGAUAGUUGAUAUGCAGUUUAGAAGCCAGUCAUUUUUCCAGAACUCUGCAUCAUUUGGCUUCAGAAAGGCUUGGACUAUAUGUUUCAGGAACUUAUAGUUUCAAGUGGCCUCAAAGCCUGAGGCAUGAAAGACUGUGACCGAGACUCUUCUGUUGCUUUAGUCUUUGGUUUCCUUGGAAAAUUACUCCUUAGCUCCUCUGUUAGUUGUGAAUGCAAAAAAGGAAUUAAUAUUAGUGAAUUGGAAGUUGAGUUGAUUGGGAGGGAAAAAAAAGAAAGACCCGAUAGUUUUGAUUUGAUUUGUCUGUAAUCUGACAGCUUAUGAAAAGUUACAGAAUAAAUUUUCAUCUGACAGAUGAAGUUGAUUUUAACUUCAUAUUUUCAUUUGAUCGCACAAUUGCUGCUUCUGAAAUACUGACGAACGUUAUUGUUUUCUGGGAAAGUGUUUUUUCUCAAAUUGGAUUGAUCAAGCGAGCUGAAGGUUGCGGGGAGGUCUUGAUUUGGAUGAUGCUGUUUCAGCAACUGGAGAAUCUCUGGUCAAAGAAUACUAUAUGGCAUAUGAUAUUUUCGAACUUUACAUAACCUGUCUGUUAACUGAAUUGUCUUUUAGUGAUCAAGAUUCUCUGUACCACAAUAAACCGUGAAGCCAGCUUUAAUAUGGAUGAUAUGCUUAAUUUUAUCACUGUUUCUCAA
Molecule: messenger RNA, 1677 nt
Organism: Hevea brasiliensis (rubber tree)
Lineage: Eukaryota; Viridiplantae; Streptophyta; Magnoliopsida; Malpighiales; Euphorbiaceae
Product: membrane-anchored ubiquitin-fold protein 6
Exons: 3
Coding region: 563-919 (118 amino acids)
Molecular function (GO): protein binding
Source: RefSeq, a predicted model, not a curated record